Molecule: messenger RNA, 825 nt
Organism: Hepatospora eriocheir
Lineage: Eukaryota; Fungi; Microsporidia; Hepatosporidae
Source: the annotation of a GenBank genome assembly
AUGGAGAAGAACAUUUUAUUUCAUUUAUAUUACACUGCUCCACCUGUAACAAGAUUCGUUUGUAUUCUGGUAGGUAUUGUUACAUUCACAGUAUCAGUCAAUCUAGUUAAUAAGAAUUAUUUUAUACUCUCCCGAUAUCAAGUUUUAUAUGAUUUACUUAUUAAUAACAAAACAAGAAGUGUGUUUAAUCAACUAUCUGUUAUUGAAAGGUUUAAGAAACUUUCUACUUUAAUUUUAAGAUUUUGUUUGGCUCCUUGUUAUUUUGGAAGGCUAAACUUUGAAGGUAUUCUUCAUAUAACAUUCUUUUAUAGGUAUUCGAGUAUGUUAGAAACUUCUUAUGUUUAUAUUAGUGAUUAUGUAUUUGUGCUAUUUCUUUGUUAUGUUACUUUGAUUAUUGGUGCUAUGUUUGUUAGAUUAGGUCCUUUAGGUCCUAGUUUCUCUUGUAUUAUCACUUACAUUUGGACGAGAAAAAACCCAAGAGCUAUUAUACAAACAUUUGGUUUUCUUACAUUUCCUGCUUUCUAUUUACCUUUUAUUAUUCCUAUAUUUACCCUCCUAUCUGAUGGUACUAUCAAUAAUGAAGAGAGUAUGGGAAUUGUCUGUGGUCAUAUUAUAUUCUUUUUUAAGGAUGUUUUUCCAAAGUAUAGUGCUGAUUUUCUUAGAACUCCUUGUUUCUUACAUAGAUUAUUUAACGAAGAACAAGAUUGUUGUACGGGUAAAAAAUUGGUUUCUAGAUUUCAGUACAUUCCUAGAUUUAUUAGUUCUAAUAGUAAUUCUACUCGAAACAACACCUCUGAUUCUCCUGUUAGUGGUUUUAGUGAAUAA